UGUCGGCGGCGCUCGGCUCAUUCCGCCGCUCCGCUCCGCUCCGCUCGCGCACGGCCCGACCGGAGGACGCGCCGACACAUCCAGACCGGAGGACCCAGCCCAGGAGGACCGUGCAGGACCGGGACCAGGACCAGGACCAGGACCAGGAACGGAGGCUCCGGGUUGAACCAUGCCGUCAGUCCCGUCGACCAAAGAGUCCAUGAAGGCGCCGGUGUGUCCGCACGCCGGCAAGCUCAUCAACGGCGACGCCAAGUUCCCGCUGAACGGCGUGGACAAGCUGAGCUCUGCCGUGGACCCCGAGGACGCCAAGCGCUCCAUCCAGAUCACUGCCUCCACCAAGAGCGUCUCGCCCGACAGGAAGUGGAUCCGCCCCGACGCCCCCAGCCGCUGCACCUGGAGUCUGGGGGCGUCCAGGACCGACUCCCCCCACACACCCGUCCCCAAGAGGGUUCCUCAGGCCAUCCUCCCCACCAUCCUGGACCGGAUCGGAGACACCCCCAUGGUCCGCAUCAACAAGAUCCCCAAAGCCUUCGGGCUCAAGUGUGAGAUCUUGGCGAAGUGUGAGUUCUUCAACGCCGGCGGCAGUGUGAAGGACCGGAUCAGUCUGAGGAUGGUGGAGGACGCUGAGAGGGAAGGUCUGCUGAAACCUGGAGACACCAUCAUUGAACCCACGUCCGGAAACACCGGCAUCGGCCUGGCCCUGGCUGCUGCCGUGAAAGGAUACCGCUGUAUCAUCGUCAUGCCGGAGAAGAUGAGCAUGGAGAAGGUGGACGUUCUGAGGGCUCUCGGGGCAGAGAUCGUCCGCACGCCCACCAGCGCCCGCUUCGACUCGCCCGAGUCCCACGUGGGCGUGGCCUGGCGCCUGAAGAACGAGAUCCCCAACUCGCACAUCCUGGACCAGUACCGGAACCCCAGCAACCCGCUGGCGCACUAUGACAGCACGGCGGAGGAGAUCCUGGAGCAGUGCGGCGGUAAAUUGGACAUGCUGGUGGCCGGGGCGGGGACGGGCGGGACCAUCACCGGCAUCGCCCGCAAGCUGAAGGAACGCUGCCCCAACAUCAAGAUCGUAGGAGUCGACCCUGAAGGGUCCAUCCUGGCAGAACCCGAGGAACUCAACAAGACGGACAAGACGCAGUACGAGGUGGAGGGCAUCGGGUACGACUUCAUCCCCACCGUGCUCGACCGAUCGGUCAUCGACACCUGGUACAAGUCCAACGACGAGGAGUCCUUCAACAUGUCCCGCAUGCUGAUCAGAGAAGAGGGCCUGCUCUGCGGAGGCAGCUCCGGCACGGCCAUGGCGGCCGCCGUCAAUGUGGCCCGGGAGCUGAAGGAGGGCCAGCGCUGCGUGGUCAUCCUGCCGGACUCCAUCCGGAACUACAUGUCCAAGUUCCUGAGCGACAAGUGGAUGGUGCAGAAGGGCUUCCUGCGGGAGGAGGACCUGAUGGUGAAGAAGCCGUGGUGGUGGAACCUGAAGCUGCAGGGCCUCAACGUGUCGGCGCCGCUCACCGUGCUGCCGUCCGUCAGCUGCCAGAGGACCAUCCAGAUCCUCAAGGACAAGGGCUUCGACCAGGCCCCGGUGGUGGACGAAGCGGGGCUGAUCCUGGGCAUGGUGACCCUGGGGAACAUGCUGGCCUCCAUCCUGGCGGGGAAGAUCAAGCUGUCGGACCCGGUCAGCAAGGUCCUCUACAAGCAGUUCAAGCAGAUCCGGCUGACUGAUAACUUGGGGAAGUUGUCUCGGAUCCUGGAGACGGACCACUUCGCUCUGGUGGUUCAUGAACAGAUUCAAUACCUGACGGACGGCAGCCCCAGCCUGAAGCAGAUGGUGUUUGGCGUGGUGACGGCCGUGGACCUGCUGAACUUCGUGACGGGUCGGGAGAGGAGGGAGCGCUCCAUGUCGGAGUCCACCGACGAGAUGUGACCUCGGCCCGGCCGAGACCCAGGACCCUGGACCCGGGACCCUGGACCCGGGACCCACUGUGUACUUAGUUUUACAUGAAGAGAGGCGACGGGGGGACGGAGGCGCAUCGCAUGGCGUCCACACCCACAACCAGACCAGCUGAAUCCAAUGUGCAAUCAGAGUCAGUGAGACAGCGGCAGGGGGAGGGGCUGUGAGGCAGGGGGAGGGGCUGUGAGGCAGGGGGAGGGGCUAUGUGACAGGGGGAGGGGCUACGUGGCAGCUUGAGCCGCCACAACAGCUGCCUCUGGCUUUGACAGGUUUUCCACAUCUGCCACAGGUUCAGCAACCUGCCACAGGACCGGGGGACUUCUGCAAUAAAAAGGAUGUUCUGGUCCUGGUCUCUGACUCAGAAGGGUGCUGGACUGAACGCCGUGCGCCGCCGUCCUCGGCUGAGGGAACACCGCGGUGUGUUAUUUUGAAGUGUUGGGUUGACUCUUUCCUUUCCUCUCCAUGAUCGAUUCCUCUUGAGUCUUAGGGUUUGCUAGGCACUGAGCUUGGUCUCUGUCUCGGUCCGGCCCUCAGAGGGCGGGCCGCGUCCCCGCUUGGUGCGUCCGGCCAGUGAUUGUAUCACCGUUGCCUUGUGGAUUAGAACCCCAGACCCGCCCUGUAUAUACGCUGAUUCUUCUUUUAGUGUUGCUCAUUUUGUUGGCUGCUUUUUUAUCUGUGAACGACGCACAAAGACGAGGUGGAGGACGAGCUGCUGUGUGGCGGACGGCGUCCGGAGGAGUCCAGCCGGGACCUUCCUCCAGGACCACGGCGUCCGGAGGAGUCCAGCCGGGACCUUCCUCCAGGACGUCCUCUUUUGGGUUCUCCAGACCAUCAAUAAAGCUGAGAGAUUUCAACAACUGCUGCUUCGCUGUCUUACUUCACAUGAGGGAAGAAAGGCUGUGUGUGUAUAGGACAACUCUGAUU
Messenger RNA from Salarias fasciatus (jewelled blenny), 2869 nucleotides. RefSeq names its product cystathionine beta-synthase a (gene cbsa). The record is from RefSeq and is a predicted model, not a curated record. Gene Ontology annotation, molecular function: cystathionine beta-synthase activity. NCBI's taxonomy places the organism in Eukaryota, Metazoa, Chordata, Actinopteri, Blenniiformes, Blenniidae. Gene Ontology annotation, cellular component: cytoplasm. The coding region runs from base 170 to 1918 and encodes 582 amino acids. The transcript is spliced from 14 exons.